CUCACACCUUCUCUCUGAGAACCGAAGUCGUGUGUGGUGGUGGCGUGUCUGGGUGGCUCUGAGUUAGCCGGUGAAAACAGUGAAACAUGGCGGAUACAUUGGCACUUUUCACUUCCAUUGGACUCAGUGAGCAGAAGGCGAAAGAAACUCUGAAAAAUGAGGCGCUGAGUUCUGCCCUGAAGGACGCUAUUGUUCAGGCCCAGAAUUUUCGUGGGGCAUCAGGAGUGGACAAAGCCAUGGGUACUUUGCUGUACAGCAUGACAUCUCGCCUUAAAGAUCCCAAGCGCCUGGCAUUCCUCUCAGACAGCAUAGCCCAGGGCAAAAUCUGCACAGAGCUGCAGCUUGCAGCUGCUCUGGACUUUGUGAAGAGCCACCCUCAGGACCCCAUCAACCAGGAAGAGUUUGAAGAAGCAUGUGGAGUGGGUGUUGUCAUCACACCAGAGCAGAUAGAGGAUGCAGUGGAGAAAGUGCUCAAGAAGCACAAAGACCAGCUGUUAAAAGAGAGGUACCACUUCAACAUGGGGCUGCUAAUGGGCGAGGCCCGUGGUGCCUUAAAAUGGGCUGAUGGAAAGGUCAUCAAAAAUGAGGUGGACAUGCAGGUUCUGCAUCUUUUGGGACCAAAGACAGAAGCAGACCUGGAGAAGAAAUCUAAACCUCAGAAAGCUAAAGUCGCAGAGAACGAGGCAAAGGUGAAGAAAGAGGAGGUGGCAGUAGAUGGUGAAGCAAUGCCGGGGGAGGGAAAGUCACUAAUGGAGCAGCUCCGAGGAGAAGCGCUGAAGUUCCAUAAACCAGGAGAAAACUACAAAACUGAGGGCUAUGUGGUCACACCAAACACAAUGAGCUUACUCAAAAAGCACCUGGAGAUCACUGGUGGACAGAUACGCACUCGUUUUCCUCCAGAGCCCAACGGUAUCCUCCAUAUUGGACAUGCCAAAGCUAUCAAUUUCAACUUUGGUUAUGCAAAGGCAAACAAUGGAAUUUGUUUCUUGAGGUACGAUGACACAAAUCCAGAAAAAGAGGAGGAAAAGUACUUCACUGCUAUCAGAGACAUGGUGGAGUGGCUUGGCUAUAAACCUUACGCUGUCACACAUGCUUCAGACAACUUUCAGCAACUCUAUGAUCUUGCCGUGGAUCUCAUUCGAAGGGGUCAUGCGUAUGUGUGCCACCAGAAGGGGGAGGAACUGAAGGGCUACAACACUCCACCAUCACCGUGGAGAGACCGACCUAUCGAGGAGUCCCUGAUUUUGUUUGAAAGAAUGAAGAAGGGCAUGUUUGCCGAGGGAGAGGCUACGCUGAGGAUGAAGAUGGUCAUGGAGGAUGGGAAGAUGGACCCUGUGGCGUACAGAAUCAAAUACACUCCUCAUCAUCGGACAGGAGAUGAAUGGUGCAUCUACCCUACAUAUGACUACACCCACUGUCUGUGUGACUCUAUUGAAAAUAUCACACACUCACUCUGUACCAAAGAAUUCCAGGCCAGGCGUUCGUCAUAUUUCUGGCUGUGCAAUGCUCUGGAUGUGUACUGCCCUGUUCAGUGGGAAUAUGGCCGCUUGAACCUCACCUACACUGUUGUGUCUAAGAGGAAGAUCAUCAAACUGGUAGAAACUGGCGUUGUCAGAGACUGGGACGAUCCCCGACUCUUCACUCUGACUGCACUCAGGAGAAGAGGUUUCCCACCUGAGGCCAUCAACAACUUUUGUGCACGGGUCGGAGUCACAGUUUCUCAGACAACGACAGAGCCCCACCUUCUGGAGGCAUGUGUGAGGGACGUGCUCAAUGAAACAGCACCCAGAGCCAUGGCUGUGCUGGAGCCACUCAAAGUCACCAUAACUAACCUUCCUGAAAACUCAAAGACAGAUGUUCGGGUACCUGACUAUCCUGCCAAUGAAGCAAAGGGCAGCCACACGGUUCCAUUCACAAGAACUAUCUUCAUUGAACAGAGUGACUUUAGAGAGGUGAUGGAGAAGGGCUACAAACGUCUGACUCCAGAUCAGCCUGUAGGCCUGAGACAUGCUGGAUAUGUCAUCUCUGUCCAAAAGGUCAUCAAGGAUGCUCAGGGUAAAGCUGUGGAACUGGAGGUGACAUGCUGCAGCUCUGAGACAGCAGAGAAACCAAAGGCCUUCAUCCACUGGGUCAGCCAGCCGAUAGUGUGUGAAGUGCGUCUUUAUGAAAGACUAUUCCUGCACAAAAAUCCAGAGGAUCCAUCUGAAGUGCCCAAAGGCUUUCUGAGUGACAUAAAUGCUAAUUCCCUGCAGACCAUCAACAGUGCCUUAGUGGAUACCUCGGUAAAAGGAGCAAAAGUGUUUGACAAAUUCCAGUUUGAGAGAGUUGGCUACUUCUCCCUGGACCCCGACAGCACUUCAGACAAGCUUGUCUUUAACAGGACAGUCACCCUCAAAGAAGACCCAGGGAAGAUCUAAUUGGCUGCACUUCUGUUUUCUAAGAGCCCACAGAUACAUGUCCAAAUUGUUUGCAUCACUAAAUGUGUGAUACCAGCAGGGACACUGCCUGCUACAUGUUGGAUGGUUCAGAUACUGUAAUAGAUACAUUUAAAAGGAUCAUUCUCUUGAAAUUUGGUCAAUAUAGAUUGCUGGGAAAAAUUCAGAAGUAUCAUGUUGCGAAAUCUCAGCUUUGGUCAGCCAGUGCAAGACAACAUUUAAAUUUUUCCCCCCAUAUCAGCUGCAACUUUAUUCAUAUGCAGGGUUCUUUCUUUGUUGAAUGUAUGCAACUUUGGACUUCAGUUUUCAACAAGGAUCUUCUGUAUGUUUUGUUAAUAUUGACUCUAGGCUGAUGUUACACAGAGGAGAUGCUUUCAAAUGCCAUACAUGACUUUCUUACAUUGUGGUUGUGAGUCACAGCCAAACUACUGUGUUUUUUAAAUACUCAGAGGGGUUACCAUCUGUCCUUUUGACAGCAGGUCAGAAUAAAUGCUAUAUAAAAACAAA
Cheilinus undulatus (humphead wrasse) is the source of this 2942-nucleotide messenger RNA. It is a transcript of the gene qars1, whose product is annotated as glutaminyl-tRNA synthetase 1. The transcript is spliced from 23 exons. Gene Ontology annotation, cellular component: aminoacyl-tRNA synthetase multienzyme complex; cytosol; cytoplasm. The record is from RefSeq and is a predicted model, not a curated record. Gene Ontology annotation, biological process: glutaminyl-tRNA aminoacylation; translation. Gene Ontology annotation, molecular function: glutamine-tRNA ligase activity; ATP binding. The coding region runs from base 87 to 2417 and encodes 776 amino acids. Lineage: Eukaryota; Metazoa; Chordata; Actinopteri; Labriformes; Labridae.